Messenger RNA from Jaculus jaculus (lesser Egyptian jerboa), 3633 nucleotides. It is a transcript of the gene Fam81a, whose product is annotated as family with sequence similarity 81 member A. The transcript is spliced from 9 exons. The coding region runs from base 387 to 1484 and encodes 365 amino acids. Lineage: Eukaryota; Metazoa; Chordata; Mammalia; Rodentia; Dipodidae. The record is from RefSeq and is a predicted model, not a curated record.
CCGAGCCUAAAUCCCGCCCACGGAGACGAAGCCGAAUUGUGAGUGGAUCGGCUCGUGCAUCCUGCCACCCCGAGACUCCCAACACCGACAGGAAGGUGGAAAGAGUUAGGGCUCCCUGGGAGGAGCCCGGGGCGAGGCCCAGGGGAGAAGGAAGAGCCGGGAAGGAAAGGAGGCGUAGACAGACAUUCCUCCCUGCGUGUCGUGUCUGGCCGUGAGAUCGCGCCCUCGUCCCCGGCCCGCCGCGGGUGCGGGUGUCAAGGUGAUCGAUUCCGGGAACCCUUGGAGCCGGCCAGGUGCAAGAUGUGAAUUAUUAAAAAGAAAAUGGCCCAACGGAGCCCUGCAUUUUCUUCUCUUGUCACCGAGGAAAGGCAUAAUAUCUGGACAACAUGCACCUAAGGCGGGUGAGGACCAUGCCGCGACACAGCCAGUCCCUGACCAUGGCGCCGUACUCCUCGGUGAGCCUCGUGGAGCAGCUGGAAGACCGGAUCCUCUGCCACGAGAAGACCACGGCCGCCCUGGUGGAGCACGCCUUCCGGAUUAAGGACGACAUCGUCAGCAGCCUGCAGAAGAUGCAGAGCAAGGGCGGAGGCGACCGCUUGGCCAGGCUCUUCCUGGAGGAGCACAUCCGGAACAUCACGGCCAUCGUCAAGCAGCUGAAUCGCGACAUCGAGGUGCUCCAGGAGCAGAUCCGUGCCAGGGACAACAUCAGCUACGGAACUAAUUCUGCCUUAAAGACGCUGGAGAUGCGCCAGCUCUCUGGUCUAGGAGAUCUCCGAGGAAGAGUGGCGAGGUGUGAUGCCAGCAUAGCCCGGCUCUCUGCUGAGCACAAGACCACCUAUGAGGGGCUGCAGCACCUGAACAAAGAACAGCAGGCUGCCAAGAUGAUCCUGGAAACGAAAAUCAAGGACGCGGAGGGACAGAUUUCUCAGCUUUUGAGCAGAGUCGACCUGUCAAUAUCAGAGCAGAGUACCAAACUGAAGAUGUCCCAUCGAGACAGCAACCACCAGCUUCAGCUACUGGACACUAAAUUUAAAGGUACUGUUGAGGAGCUCAGUAACCAGAUUUUAUCUGCACGGAGUUGGCUGCAACAGGAACAAGAACGGAUAGAAAAGGAGCUUUUACAGAAAAUUGAUCAGCUUUCCUUGGUCGUUAAGGAAAACAGUGGAGCCAGCGAAAGAGACAUGGAGCAGAAGCUCAGCCUGAUGUCAGCCAGGCUGGACAAGAUCGAAGAGAGUCAGAAGAAGACCGUGGACGGCCAGAGGACAAAGCAGGAGGAGGAGAAGGUGCAGGGGCGCAUCAGCAAGCUGGAGCUGCAGAUGAGCGAGGACCUGAAGGAGAUGAAGGCCGAGGUUAACGCAGGGUUCACAGCCAUCUACGAAAGCCUAGGAUCCCUCAGGCAGGUGCUGGAGGCCAAGAUGAAGCUGGACAAAGACCAGCUGCAGAAGCAAAUCCAACAAAUGCAGAAGCCAGAAACGCCCAUGUGAAGAACGGGGCAGGACGUAGAGAAGGACGCGCCUGCGGGGCUCCGAGCCGCCGCUGCUUUCCGGAUCGUUCCGCCCAGGGCGUGCAUGUGCCAGGAAACGUGUUCUCAUGGGUCUACAUGUUUACCUUCGGUAUUGAAAACACUUCUCCUUUAAAAAUACCACAUACACUUUAUACCGCUUUAUUCCACCUCUCUAAAUUCAGCAGAGAUCCCCUUCCCCCCGAAUUUUGAAAAGCUUCUACUGUAUUCAUUUUAUGAAUGGAAAAGAAUUUAUUUCCAAUGCUUGAUGACAUAGCCAACCCAACUAUUUUAAAAAUGCCAUGGUAACUUCUUUUUAUUAAUUAAGAAACGAAUGAGUUGUCAUAAGAAUGUGUUGCUUCUCACCCUAAAUCAGAAGAAUGUCUCGAUAGAUUAGAUUUCAGAUUUUGAGCCCAUAUUUGGAUUGUAUUACUGUUACGCUGCAUUUCUUAUGUUGGGUUAUCUUUCUGUAAAUCAUCUAUUUAUAUUUUGUAGGGAGAAGAUAUUUAACACUUGAGGGAAAAAUAAUCCUGCAGUUUCUGUAACGAAAAUAGUAUAAACAUUAAUAACUGCCAUUUAGAUUACAAAUUAAAUGGAAACUUAAGAUGUCUAGAUAAUGCAAGGCAUAAUGUUUAUAUCCACCUAGAUAUACUAGGUUUUAAUAUCUAAAACUAUUUUUUCAGUUAUCCACAGCCUGUAUAGCUAUAGCCAUAUAUUUAAUAAGGGAGUGGUGGUUAGUAUUUUGUUUAUUGCACAAUUAAUUGUUCAUCAAUCACAAUAGAGUGUGAGAAUUUUUCAGACUUUAUGAUCUCUCUACAUGUUUCCAAAAUUGGCACAAAGUGCUAGGGUUUAUAUACACUUAUUGUAACUGUAAUUCUUGUGCCUUGGUUUUUCUCGUGUCAAUGCACCCUAUAAAAUUUUUGCCAACAAAGUAGAAGACCUGCUCAUACAUCAGAAUUAUGACGUAAAAAUGGGAUCCUAUGUAGUUUUUAAAUGUUCUAAGAGUUUUAUCACCGUUAUGACCCAACUCAUUCAGUAUUAUUCGUAGCAUAGAAUUCAUACUUUUGUAUGGACGAUGAAUCAAAUUGAUACUGCGUUUAUAAUACCGUAAAGAGACCUUCAUCUUGAGCAACUUUGUCAGUGAUGGGCGUUGUGUUUGGGACCACCGUGUUUGACUUGCCAUUGGAGACGUGACCGAGUACUGCUUGUCCACGUACGUGUGCAACACGUGACAGCAAGACUCCCGUUCUAAGCUGUGAGGGUGCCCAGGAGAAGGAACAAGAAUGCAUCAAAAGUUGUUUAAAACACUUUGUCUCCCUCCCCCAUCCCACCCCACCCUGUUUGCAAGGACUCAGGAAAAUAAAAACAUUUGCUAUUUUUAGGAUAAAUCACAAAUGAAACAUCUAACCGGCUAUUACUGUUUACCCAUAUAAAAAUAUGCUGCUAAAAUACAUAAAAUUAUAUUCUCAAUAGCUGAAUUUUUUUUUAAUUUGGACUCACGAGAGGUUAUAUAAGGAAUAUAUAUAUCCAACAUGCAUUUCUUUGUUUCCCUCCACAAAUCUUUUCAUCUCUAUAGAGAAAAACUAUCUCCACUCAAAAUGCUCUUUUGUAACCAGAAAACGCAUUUCUUUUUGUGAUUGAACAGUCAGGUUUCAUGGAGUCUUCCAUGAAAAAGCACAAGCCACAGAGGGUCACCUCCCCCCACCCCACAGCCCCUGUCUCUCUCCUCUGGGGAAACUAAGGAGAAGGGAGCCAUAUAUCUGACACCUGAGGAGAGGGGUAGGGGGACCCCAGCUGAGCCUGGCCAAGUGGGUGACCUAACCCAGGUAAUGUCACUUCUGCCUGCCUCUCGGGCUCACGAUGUUGCCAGAUCUGAGAUCUGUGUCCACUGGGAAUCUCCGUCCUGGCUACCUGUGGGGUCACUUGGGGGAGUUUUAGCAGCUACUGGGGCCGAGUGGCUUCCUGAUCAGUUAAACAGGAGCCUCCGGGAGGCAGUCCGUUCACGGGCAGACCCGUGUGCCGCUGGCCAGCAGGGGCAGCGUGGACUCCUCCCACCAAAGUUAAAGAGAAUCAGCUUCCCUGGUCUUUCCUUUACCAGAAAUUUGCAAUAAAAAGGAUAAAAUUUCCAAAUA